GUUGGUGUAGAAAUUGAUUAUUGACCAUCAACCAUUCCACCACCACGCCCCAGUUUGACCUGACCCUCGACCUAGAGGGCGCCUGCUGGAUUGGCGACCGGAAUGGAGUUGAAGGGAUAUAUGAGGCCUUCUUAAACCAGAUGAAAGCCGGGUAUGUACCUAUCUCUGGAUGUGCGCGACCUAGGUACCUAGGUUGGAAGCUUUGGCAAAGCUGGACCACUUGUACCCUGAACCUUUCCUGGAGUCAACACCCAGGGAUACCACCUCAAGGCAACGUCCUUACUAAGUACAUGAUGGAGUCAUUAGAAGUGUAAGGCAAAGAGUAAAGAAUGAGACCUCCCCCGUUUUAACUAAAUGC
Messenger RNA from Colletotrichum godetiae, 358 nucleotides. RefSeq lists its product as uncharacterized. The coding region runs from base 141 to 314 and encodes 57 amino acids. The transcript has a single exon. Lineage: Eukaryota; Fungi; Ascomycota; Sordariomycetes; Glomerellales; Glomerellaceae. The record is from RefSeq and is a predicted model, not a curated record.